Penicillium macrosclerotiorum is the source of this 228-nucleotide messenger RNA. RefSeq lists its product as uncharacterized. Bases 1 to 228 code for a protein of 75 amino acids. The transcript has 2 exons. The record is from RefSeq and is a predicted model, not a curated record. NCBI's taxonomy places the organism in Eukaryota, Fungi, Ascomycota, Eurotiomycetes, Eurotiales, Aspergillaceae.
AUGUCUUCUGGUUUUGACCGCCAGCCCGAGAUCGUCGAUGACGACUUCGAGGAUGAGGGCUUUGAGAACAAUGAGCAGCUCGAUUCUGAUGAACAGCUCGCCGCCGAUGAUCAUGAAGCCAUCAACGAGUCGAACAUUGUUGCCCCGGGUUUACGUCACGCAAAGCCUCAACGUUCUACCGGUUACCGCGAACUUGACGAGGACGAUCUCCCACAGCAAGCGAAAUAG